Messenger RNA from Macrosiphum euphorbiae (potato aphid), 489 nucleotides. Lineage: Eukaryota; Metazoa; Arthropoda; Insecta; Hemiptera; Aphididae. The record is from the annotation of a GenBank genome assembly.
AUGUCUGUAUGGCCAAUUCAACUGAUGCUUAAUGAAUUACCAUAUCGUGAACAAAGAGAAAAUAUAAUUCUUGUUGGACUCUGGUUUUCACCUUCAAAACCUGAUAUGAAUACAAUUUUAUCACCAUUCGUCCAAGAAUUGUGCAAGCUUCAUAGUGAAGGAAUAGACAUUCAGCUUCUAGGUCAGAAUAGUCCAACUAAUUUCAAAAUAUAUAUACUUAUUUCAUCUGUAGACUCUGUAGCCAGACCGAUGAUUCAAAGAACUAAACAAUUCAAUGGAAAAUUUGGUUGUUCAUACUGUCUCAAUGAAGGGGUUAUCCGAGAUGUAGGACGAGGAUCUUUUCGGGUGUAUUUAGGUGAUGUUGGACCAAAAAGAACACUAGAACAACAUUUUGCUGAUUGCAAUUCUAUCGAUCAAUUAGAAGUUAAAUAUAAAUGGAGUCAAAGGAACAUCAGUUGUAUUACAAUUAGAUACCUACCUUUCAUAUAA